GUCGGUGCUACCUGUACAUGAAGACGAUAGAGCGGGCGCCUUUCCCCCGGCGGCUCUGGGAGCGGGUCCUGCUAAGCAAGAACUACGAGAAGGCGCUCGAAGAGAUAGACGAGAACCUCAUCUACUGGCCGCGGUUCAUCCGGCACAAGUGCAAGCAGCGGUUCACCAAGAUCACCCAGUACCUGAUCCGCAUCCGCAAGCUGACGCUCAAGCGACAGAGGAAGCUCGUUCCUUUACGCAGAAAGAUUGAGAGGCGAGAGAAGAGAAGAGAGGAGAAAGCCCUGGUCGCCGCUCAGCUGGACAACGCCAUCGAGAAAGAAUUACUGGAAAGACUGAAACAGGACACGUAUGGAGACAUCUACAACUUCCCCAUCCACGCCUUUGACAAAGCUUUGCAACAGCAAGAUGCAGAAAGCGAGAGCGAGUCCGAGGCAGAGAGGGAAGAAGAGGAGGAGGAGGAGGAGGAUACGGAUGAAAGAGAGUUUGUGGAAGCAGAUGACAGCGAGCUCAGUGACUUUGAGGACAUGGAUAAGUUGGAGACAAGUAGUGAAGAGGAGCGGGAAGAGGAAGAAGAAGUAGAGAAGAAGGCCUCUCACUCCAAAUCUAAAGGGAAAACGCCCCUGAAAGGACCAGCCAGAAGAAAACGCCCCUACAUCGAGAUAGAGUAUGAAGAAGAAACGGAGCCAACCACCAAAACAAAAGCAACCUGA
Messenger RNA from Leptosomus discolor (cuckoo roller), 710 nucleotides. NCBI's taxonomy places the organism in Eukaryota, Metazoa, Chordata, Aves, Leptosomiformes, Leptosomidae. The record is from RefSeq and is a predicted model, not a curated record.